CUUGAUCAUGGACUUUCCCCAAGCUGAAGCGAUAAGGGAAGGGUUCAGUUAGGAUUAGGACAGGGCCGGUGUCUGUUAGAAAAAUAGUUCAGGAGCGUGAGGCAUCAGUGGGGGAAAAAUCUCAGUCUCAGGGAACGUUUUAGGGACAAACGCUGAUAUCAAGAAAAAUCGGAUGAUCUAAAAGGAAUCCCACAUUUUCCUCCAGAUAAGGUUUGCUGGAAUGGGUAAUCUUCUAAAAGUCCUUACAAGAGAAAUAGAGAACUAUCCACAUUUUUUCCUGGACUUUGAAAAUGCACAGCCCACAGAUUGUGAGCGUGAUUUGUGGAACCAGGUGAAUGCCGUGCUCCAGGAAUCUGAGAGCAUCCUGUCAGGCCUGCAGGCUUAUAAGGGAGCGGGACAGGAGAUACGAGAUGCUAUACAGAAUCCCAAUGAUUUAUUGCUUCAAGAAAGGGCUUGGAACUCCGUGUGUCCCCUCGUCAUCCGGCUCAAAAAGUUUUAUGGCUUCUCACUGAAGCUGGAGAAAGCACUGAAGAGCCUGCUGGAGUCUCUGACCUGUCCUCCUUACACUCCCACUCAGCAUCUGGAGAAGGAGCAGGCCCUCGCCAAGCAGUUCGCCGAGAUCCUGCAUUUCACGCUCCGCUUCGAUGAGCUCAAGAUGCGAAUUCCUGCGAUCCAAAAUGACUUCAGCUACUACAGACGAACAAUCAGCCGAAACAGGAUAAAUAACAUGAACCUGGACAUUGAAAAUGAAGUCAACAAUGAAAUGGCGAACAGAAUGUCACUCUUUUACGCUGAGGCCACUCCAAUGCUGAAAACCCUCAGUACAGCGACUACGAACUUUGUGACCGAGAACAAGACACUGCCCCUGGAGAACACCACAGACUGCCUGAGCACCAUGGCCAGUGUGUGCAAGGUCAUGCUGGAGACUCCAGAGUAUACAAGCCGGUUCAACAGUGAAGACACGCUCCUCUUCUGCAUGAGGGUGAUGGUGGGCGUCAUCAUUCUCUAUGACCACGUGCAUCCCAACGGUGCCUUCACCAAAUCCUCAAAAAUAGACAUGAAGGGAUGCAUAAAGGUCCUGAAAGACCAGCCAGCUGAUAACGUUGAAGGACUCCUUAAUGCUCUGAAAUUCACCACAAAGCAUCUGAACGAUGAAUCCACUCCAAAAAAUAUCCGAACAAUGCUCCAGUAACCUUUGUUUUUCUUUUUAAGUGAAGAGGAUCAGUGUACAGACCUCAAAAGAUGUAUAUGUUUACAUUUAUUUAAGAAAUUGAUGUUAAUACUUGUGUGUAUUUACAUAGCCAUUCCCAACAAUAUACUUUAAAUUAAAUUGCCUUUAUUCUGUCAAAGCACAAAUGAUGCCAUAUAGCCUUAAAAAAACAAAAAAAAAAAAAACAACUCUGAUAUUGUUCUCCAAAUCGCUUUAAAAUCAGGAAUGGCGAUUGCUUUUAACCAAAGUAGCUAAUGCCUUGUGGAGUCUCUUUAUUCAGGGCAAAUAAUACAGCGUAGCAGUGAGGUAAGAGUGAGGAGAAGCUAAAAAAAAAAAAAAGUGUUCUCAGUGGGUCAGUCAAAUUGUGGUGCUUUUUCAUUCUGGAACAGGGAAAAAGUUUAAUAAUGCCACAGAUGCUUUACUUUUUUAUUUUUAUUUUUUUCUAAUUAUUAUUUGUACUUUUGUUUAUUUUUGGUCUACACUUUUUCUUUGUGAUUGCUUUCGUUUGUGUGCCUCUGCCUCUAACAUUCAUUGCUCAACGCCGCAGCUUUAAAAUUUGAAAUAAAUGGACAUUUUCAGUAUAUUUUAA
Molecule: messenger RNA, 1799 nt
Organism: Tachysurus vachellii
Lineage: Eukaryota; Metazoa; Chordata; Actinopteri; Siluriformes; Bagridae
Gene: cyria
Product: family with sequence similarity 49 member A
Exons: 12
Coding region: 221-1192 (323 amino acids)
Biological process (GO): regulation of actin filament polymerization
Molecular function (GO): small GTPase binding
Source: RefSeq, a predicted model, not a curated record